Aedes aegypti (yellow fever mosquito) is the source of this 2361-nucleotide messenger RNA. RefSeq names its product ESF1 homolog. The transcript is spliced from 2 exons. Gene Ontology annotation, cellular component: nucleus. Gene Ontology annotation, biological process: rRNA processing. Gene Ontology annotation, molecular function: RNA binding. The record is from RefSeq and is a predicted model, not a curated record. Lineage: Eukaryota; Metazoa; Arthropoda; Insecta; Diptera; Culicidae. Bases 102 to 2297 code for a protein of 731 amino acids.
AAUGCAUUUCUUUCGGCGCGGUCAGUUCUGGUGCACGUAAAAUUCGGUCUGCGUAAUUUAUCCCAGAAAAGUGUUACAGAUUCCGAAAUCCCGCCGGAAAAAUGGCAAAACCCAAAAAGGAUAAACAAACCUCCGGUGGUGUGGCGAAAAAACCAGUCACCGCCGAUGGAGAAGCCUCGAAAAUCUGGACCGACGAGCGGUUUGCCCAUCUGGUCAACGAUCCACGCUUCAAGGGAAUUCCCAAGACGGAGAAGAAGGUCAAAAUCGACAAACGGUUCCAGUCGAUGUUCAAGGAUGAGAAGUUCAACGUGAAGCACACGAUCGACAAGUACGGCCGGAAGGUGAAACAGGCCGAAAGCGAUGAGCUGCGAAAGUACUACGAAAUGGAAUCCGAACCGGAAUCGGAGGGUGGGGAAGAAGAGCCACAGGAGCAGGAAGGAGACUCAGAUGGCUCGGAAGACCUGGAACUGGACGACGAGGAAAAGGCGAUGGCAAUGCCGGACAAGGUAAAGUCCCGAUUGGAGGAUCUGGAGGUGGACUACGCCCGAGGCGAAGGAGCAAUUGCAUCGGACAGUUCCUCGGAUGACGAUUCAGAGGAAGAGGACGAUGAGCAGGAAGUGUUCAUUGAGCACGUCUGGGGCGAACUGGAUGCCGAUGCGGAGCGGACAGACGAAUCGACGCCAAGGUUGGCUCUGUGUAACAUGGACUGGGAUCGCGUUAGGGCGGUGGAUAUCAUGGUCAUGCUGAGUUCGUUCCUGCCGCGAGGAUCGACCAUUCUGAGCGUGACGAUAUAUCCAUCCGAGUUCGGCAAAGAGCGUAUGAAGGAGGAAGAAGCUCAAGGUCCGGAAGAACUGACAGCGCAGCGAUCGGACGAAUCGGAACAGGAAGAACUGGACGAAGAAGCGGCGAAGGAGAAGCAACUGGAACGCCUCCGGGAAUAUCAGCUAAACCGUCUUAAGUACUACUACGCAGUGGUCGAAUGCGACAACGUCGAUACGGCGGACAAGUUGUACAAGGAAUGCGAUGGCGUUGAGUACGAGAGCACCGCCAACAAGCUGGACUUGCGAUUCAUUCCGGACGACAUGGAAUUCGACGACGAACCGAAGGAGAAGUGCACCGAACUGCCGGAGGUGGGAAAGUACGAACCGCGCGUGUUCAUUACCACCGCGCUGAACCAGUCCAAGGUGGAGCUAACCUGGGACGAAAACGACGUGGAGCGCAAGGAGUUCAACGAAAAGAUUCGCGCGGGAAAGUUGGCCGAUGUGAAGGACACCGAAUUGAAAAAGUACGUUGCUUGCAGUAGCAGUGAAGAUGAGUCGGAUGGUGACGGUGAGGUAGAGCAGGAAGAGAGUGAAUCAGAAGAGGAGGAAAUACCUGAUAACAAAGGUAAAAAGUCCAAGAAGCAAGACAUGAUUGCUAAGUAUAAAGCAUUGUUAGGAGAAAUAAAAGAGCAGGAAGACAAGGAAAGAGACGAGAAGGUUGAAAUGGAGUUCAGUUGGAAGGUGAACGGAGAGGAGAAAGAAGAUGAAGAGUCGGAAUCAGAAACUGAACAGAAGAAACAGGACAACAUUAAUCCGUUUGAGAAGAUUCUGGAGAAAGCCAAGGAGAAGAAAAAGCGACGAAAGGAGCUGAAGAAGAAAAAGAAACGCGGAGAACUGAACACCGACGGUGAAGAAGAGUCCGAAGAUGAUACCCCUUACGGAGUUGACAUGAAUGAUCCAUUCUUUGCCAGCGCAUUCGACGAAAAAGAGUUCGAUUUGAAGAAACCAAGCAGAAAGGACAAGAAGCAAAAGGAUGCCGAACAGGAGGAGGAAGAUGAAGCCGAAUCGGCUCGCAAACGUGCCGAGUUGGAACUGAUGCUGGACGACGGAGAGGACGACAGAAGCCACUUCAACCUGAAAGCAAUCCAGGAAAACGAAAUCGAUCUAAAGUCCGUGUCGAAAUCGAAGAGAAAACGAAUUCUGAAGAAGAGCAAGAAGCAAAUCGAGGAACAGCGCCAACAGAUGAGCGCGGGCGGAGACGAUUUCGAAGUCAACGUGGACGAUGAUCGGUUCAAGGCGGUGUACGAAAAACCGGAGUACAACAUCGACCCAACGAAUCCGUCGUUCAAGAAGACGAAGGGAAUGGAGAAGCUGAUACAGGAGAAACUGAAGAAGCGACCCUUGAAGGACAAUGACCUGCCGGGGUCGAAGGGUGAUGGCCUGGACGAGGUGACGGCGAGUGAAGCGAAGAAACCCAAGAGAGACGUCAGCACCAGUUUACUGGUGAAGAGUAUCAAGCGCAAGAUUGGAAAGUGAUUGUAAGUACAUAUAAUUGUUGAUGUAAUCGUAUAAAUCAAUGCAAAAUGUUUGCAUUCCAAAA